AUGUACAUUCAUUCCAAAAUAAUAUUUUCUAGUGCCGAAGAAGCUGGCAACGUCAAGAGAUUUUUUCCAUCUGAAUUUGGGUUGGAUGUGGACCGUCACGAAGCAGUGGAGCCAUUUAGAGAAAUUUGCGAGGAAAAAGCAAAAAUACGAAGAAUGAUUGAAGCCGAAGGAAUUCCUUAUACUUACAUAUGUUGCUUUGCCUUUACUGGUUACUACUUACGUAACCUGUGGCAGCUUGACACUGUUGUCCCUCCUCGGAACAAGGUAGUCAUAGUAGGAAAUGGAAACGUGAAAGGAGCAUUUGUGACUGAGGCUGAUGUGGGCACUUUCACCAUCGAAGCAGCGAACGAUCCUAGAGCCUUGAACAAAGCCGUCCACAUAAGGCUCCCUGCCAAUUAUUUGACCUCAGAUGAAAUCAUCCCUUUGUGGGAGAAAAAGAUUGGGAAGACUCUUGAGAAAAUUUAUGUUCCAGAGGAACAAGUUCUCAAGGAAAUUCAGAAGUCUUCUUUCCCAAAUAAUUACCUCUUGGCGUUGUAUCACUCACAGUUGAUAAAGGGAGAUGCGGUUUAUGAGAUUGACCCAGCCAAAGACAUUGAAGCAUCUGAGUUUUAUCCCCAUGUGAAAUACACAACCGUUGAUGAAUAUUUUAAUCAGUUUGUCUGAUUUUUUAAUUACCCAACUUUAAUAACUCUGCUUUGCUUCUGCCUAAUAAAACAGGAUAAAACUAGGUCUUGUUGGUAAUGUUAAUUAAAGAAAAGUAUCAUAAGUAAACAAAUGUUAUUUUAACUUUUUUGCCUCAGUUAUUUCAAUAAAGGCAUGCAGGGUUUGUAGUUUGCCA
This is a messenger RNA of Cajanus cajan (pigeon pea), 838 nucleotides long. The record is from RefSeq and is a predicted model, not a curated record. NCBI's taxonomy places the organism in Eukaryota, Viridiplantae, Streptophyta, Magnoliopsida, Fabales, Fabaceae.